This is a messenger RNA of Coregonus clupeaformis (lake whitefish), 1303 nucleotides long. Its product is annotated as low-density lipoprotein receptor-like. NCBI's taxonomy places the organism in Eukaryota, Metazoa, Chordata, Actinopteri, Salmoniformes, Salmonidae. The transcript has 3 exons. Gene Ontology annotation, molecular function: protein binding. The record is from RefSeq and is a predicted model, not a curated record. Bases 26 to 616 code for a protein of 196 amino acids.
GCGCCUCUAACUGCAGAUACUGAGCAUGGGAAACCUUCGUAGAAUACUUCUUACUCAGUUGCUAACCUUCCAUUAUAUUUGUGGGGAGUGGACCUGCCCAGGGUUUCUGUGUACAGAUGGAGGUUGCGUUGCCCAGAGUGCUCUUUGUGACGGCACCGCGGACUGUCAUGACUGCUCUGACGAGUUAGAUCUUACCACAGGUUUGUUCCAAUGUAAGAAGGAUGAGUUUGCCUGUGGCAGUAGGCGAUGUGUAUCCCUCCGCUUUCGCUGUGAUGGCACUGACGACUGUGGCGAUGGCAGUGACGAGGCCUCCUGUCAGAAGAACUGUACAGCCGACUCCUUCCUCUGUGAGCGGACUGGAAGCUGCGUUGCCAGGGCCAAGCUGUGUGACCGCUGGCCCGACUGCCCCGUUAGGCAGGACGUGGGUGCCGACGCAUGUCCCUCCGGCCUGACCCGGGCCCCUCACACUUGCUUCAGCUCGGAGUUCAGUUGUGGGGACGGCCAGUGUGUGUGCCUCACUCCUGGAGGUGUGACCAAUCGCCUGACUGUGCUGACACAAGCGACGAGGACGACUGUGGUGAGAACUAUUGACACGUUAUUACAUCUAUAUCAUUAGGCAGAAAACUGAAGAAUAUGGACUGAAACAGGGACCCCCUGGACUUGUCUAAUUUGAACACAACCAUGCUCUGCUGCUCUCCUCCUCCUAGACCAGCAGAGGGCGAAAGAACUUCACUCCUCAAGUUAUAGCCUACUUGUUCCAUUGUAUUGACAGACAGUGGACCUAUGAUUAUUUCCUUUAAUUAUGGUUUCAGUAAUCAAAGAAAUAGUAAGGAUUCAGUGUUUGGUGUAUAUAGCACAUGUGAACACAUGCUAUAGUAGAACACUGAUCUCUUUAAUGUUGCAACUAAUAGUCUUGAGGUGGUUUGUUGCCCAUAAAAAUGUAAUGCUUUUGAUAUUCUCUAACUAAGGGCUGGUGUCCCAGACACCGACUAGCCGAUGUUUUUGAUCUGUGUGCUAUAAAAGUACAAACAAGCUCUGUUUAACAUCCUGUAAUGCAUUUCCUGAUAGACAGUAGUCAGCUUUCCAUUUGCGUUUGUUUGUGAUAACGGAAAUUACCUAUCCAAUCUUUAAAUAUGGGUGUGUCUAGCUGCUGUUUUGUUUGGCAUGGUACACCCUGCUUGGCUAAAUAUGACAUUUGAAGGCAAACUGUUGGUUGACUAAUUUGAAUGACGCAUGCACAUUUCUAAAGUAAUUUCUUGGCAUUCUCUCAACCAGCUUCGAGGUAGUCACCUGGAAUGCAUUU